Molecule: messenger RNA, 3321 nt
Organism: Odobenus rosmarus divergens (Pacific walrus)
Lineage: Eukaryota; Metazoa; Chordata; Mammalia; Carnivora; Odobenidae
Gene: FAM171A1
Product: family with sequence similarity 171, member A1
Exons: 8
Coding region: 83-2770 (895 amino acids)
Biological process (GO): regulation of cell shape; stress fiber assembly
Cellular component (GO): plasma membrane
Source: RefSeq, a predicted model, not a curated record
CGCGGCGCCCGGCCGCCCCUGACGCGCCGCUCCGUCCCGGUGGUCGGCGAGCCCGAGCCGCCCGGGGCCCUGCGGCGCGGAGAUGAGCAGGUCCGCGGCGCUCUUCUUCUGCCUGCUGGGCUGCAACGUCUGGAAGGCGGUGACCAAGACGCUGCGGGAGCCCGGCGCCGGAGCCCAAGAGGUGACCCUGAAGGUCCACGUCAGUGACGCCAGCACCCACCAGCCCGUCCCAGAUGCGCUCAUCGAGAUAUUCACCAACCAGGUGUCCAUCGCUUCCGGCACCUCGGGGACAGAUGGCGUUGCCUUCAUCAAGUUCCCGUAUAAGCUGGGCAGUCAGCUGAUCGUCACCGCCACGAAGCAUGCCUACGUGCCAAACUCUGCCCCGUGGAAGCCAAUCCGAUUACCCGUAUUUUCUUCACUGAGCCUGGGCCUGCUUCCAGAACGAUCUGCCACUCUAAUGGUGUAUGAAGAUGUUGUCCAAAUAGUCUCAGGAUUCCAAGGUGCCCGGCCACAGCCUCGCGUUCACUUCCAGAGGAGAGCCCUGCGGCUGCCCGAGAACACCAGCUACAGCGACCUGACGGCCUUCCUCACGGCCGCCAGCGCCCCGGCCGAGGUGGACAGUUUUCCUUAUCUGCGAGGCUUGGAUGGAAAUGGAACAGGAAAUGGCACCAGGUAUGACCUGACCCCAGUCACGGCCGUCAGCGUCCACUUGCUCAGCAGCGAUGGAACACCGGUGCUGGUGGAUGGUCCCAUUUACGUCACUGUGCCUCUGGCCACACAGAGCAUUCUGAGGCACAAUGCCUAUGUUGCCGCGUGGCGGUUUGACCAGAAGCUGGGAACGUGGCUGAAGAGCGGUCUAGGCCUUGUGCACCAGGAAGGUAGCCAGCGGACGUGGACGUACAUUGCCCCUCAGUUGGGGUACUGGGUGGCGGCCAUGUCUCCUCCCAACCCAGGUCCCGUUGUCACACAGGACAUAACCACGUAUCACACGGUGUUUCUUUUGGCCAUUUUAGGAGGAAUGGCUUUCAUACUUUUGGUUCUGCUGUGUCUCCUUUUAUAUUAUUGCAGGCGGAAAUGCUUGAAACCUCGUCAGCACCAUAGAAAACUGCAACUCCCGGCAGCCCUGGAGAGUUCCAAACGGGAUCAGUCAACUUCCAUGUCUCACAUCAACUUGCUCUUUUCUCGUCGGGAGUCAGAAUUCCCUGGCCCCCUCUCUGUCACCAGUCACGGCCGCCCGGACGCCCCAGGGCCCAAGGAGCUGAUGAGCGGAGUCCAUUUAGAAAUGAUGUCUUCCAGCGGAGAAGUGGACAUGCACACCCCCAUGCUAAAGCUCUCCUACAGUACCUCGCAGGAAUUCAGCUCUCGGGAGGAACUUCUCUCUCACAAAGAAGAGCAUAAAAGCCAAAUCUCCUUUGAUAACCUGACACCAAGUGGGACGUUGGGAAAAGAGUAUCACAAGUCUGUGGAGAUUUUCCCCUUAAAGUCCAGGAAACCUCUGGAAAGAGAAGGCUGUGAGUCCCCGGGCAACAGCGAGUAUAGGAGGAGCUGCAAUGCCAUGCUGUCCCAGCCUUUGUUUGAAAAGCAAGACAGAGACGGUCAGGCCUCUGUGAACCAUAUCCCCACAGGAAGCAAGCUCACCAUUCAGGAACACAUGUACCCCGCGCCCUCAUCUUCCGAAAAGGACCAGCUGCUAGACCGCCGGCCCACGGAGUAUAUGAUGUCGCGGUCAGUAGACCACCUGGAGAGACCCACAUCCUUUCCGCGGCCCGGCCAGUUGAUCUGCUGUAGUUCCGUGGACCAGGUCAAUGACAGCGUUUACAGAAAGGUAUUACCUGCCUUGGUCAUCCCCGCUCAUUAUAUGAAACUCCCGGGGGACCAUUCCUACGUGGGCCAGCCCCUGGUCGUUCCAGCCGACCAGCAGCUGGAGAUCGGAAGACUGCAGGCGGAGCUCUCCAGUCCCCAUGCAGGGAUCUUCCCACACCCCUCCUCCCAGAUCCAAGCGCAGCCCCUGUCGUGCCAGGCAACCUCCCAGCAGCACUUGCAGGACGCGGGCACCCGGGAGUGGACGCCACAAGGUGCGUCCAUGUCAGAGUCUCUCUCCAUCCCGGCAUCCCUGAACGAUGCAGCCUUGGCUCAGAUGAACAGCGAGGUCCAGCUCCUGACCGAAAAGGCGCUGAUGGAACUUGGGGGUGGGAAGCCGCUCCCACAUCCCCGGGCGUGGUUCGUCUCCCUGGACGGCAGGUCCAACGCGCACGUUAGACAUUCGUACAUUGAUCUCCAAAGAGCCGGGAGGAAUGGAAGUAACGAUGCCAGCUUGGAUUCUGGUGUGGAUAUGAAUGAACCAAAAUCUGCCCGGAAGGGAAGAGGAGACCCCUUGUCCCUUGCGCAGAGCCACCCGGCUGUCCAGGAGCAUCCGCAGAAAGAGCCGAGGGCGGCAGACAGCACCUCCUACACGCAGCUCGUGUACCUGGACGACAUGGACCAAAGCGGCAGCGAGGGCGGCACCACCGUGUGCACCCCCGAGGACAGCGCCCUGCGGUGCUUGCUGGAUAGCUCCGGCCGGAGGAGCGGCGGCCAGCUGCCCAGCCUGCAGGAGGAGACGACCAAACGAACUUCGGACGUGCCCCCGGAGCCGCUCGCCAGCCCCGAACAGAGAAGAUCUGCUCAGGAGGACGACGAAGAGGAAGAUGAGGAGGACCAGGGAGAAGACAAGAAGAGCCCCUGGCAGAAACGGGAGGAGAGACCCCUGAUGGCGUUUAACAUUAAAUGAGCGAUCACAGAGCCACCCGGCCGUGGAAUAUAAUGCAGUUGCCAAAAAUCCUUUCUUCCGGAAGCAGUUUGCCUGUUCGGGGAAAACAUUGAACAGCGGCGUCCGUGGGAGCAGACUCUCGCUGCGUCACGGUUCACUGUGUAAAUGUCAGAAAAGAAUCAAAGUUAUGACAGAAUGAAGGAUGAUGUUCCCGGAUGCCUCGCCUCCAGGGAGAUGGCUGAACGUAGUGUCCGGACGUCACUCUGGGUCUCGGACACUGACAAACCACAAUGAUGUUGCUAAGGUUCUGCUGAUCACCUCAGUUCUCCCUCAGAUUCUGGGAACAGAUGAAACUCUUGUCACAUUGCUUGAAUCCAUUUUAUCACGAUAAUGCACCUGUGAAGUUAUUAUUGCGAAAUUAGCUUAGCACUUAGUGUCUCGAGGUAUGCAUUAUCUCAAAGGAAAGCUAUGCAUCGCUGCUUUGUGCUCUCACUUUGCUUAGGUUUUUUGUGUUGGUUAGGUUUUGUUUUGGGUUUGCUUUUUUAAAAAAAAAACAACAACACACACACACA